AUGAGGCCUAUUUCCUCUUUGGCAGAAGAAAAUUAAGUUAGAAACCUUAGAAUGUUCUCUUAAUCUAAAGGUUGUGCAAUAACGACCAACUAACCUCAAAGAAUAGAAUUACCAUGUUUUUUUAACACUCCAGCCAGAUUUAAGAGCAUGAAUAAAAAUAAAGUUCAAUUGUCAGAAAAACAAAACGAUCCUAAAAGUCUUUAGACUCCUGAAUUAUGUAUUUAUCUACAAUCUCAAAGAAGAUUGAAAGAUUAUGAAAUGCUGGCUUUUGCAUGUAAAAGAGCUGGCAAGAUCAAAGAUGAAGGAAGGGCGUAUUAUAGUAUGGGAGUGCUUUUGGACAAUAUGGGUAAAUGGAGUUAAGCUAUAUAAUAAUAUGAGAGAUUUCUAAAAAUAUGCAUUAAAUUAAAUGAUUAGCAUGGAUGUGGUUUAGCUUACAAUUGUAUAGGAGUAGACUAUCAAUUUAUGGCUGAAACAAAUCCAAAGUUUAUUGAAAAAGCAAUUGAAUUCCAUAAAAAACAUGAAGAAGUUUCAGAUAGUAAUGGUAAAUUCUUGGCAUCAAUAAAUAUGGGUCUAUGUUAUGAUGCCGAUUCUUAGUUAUCUAUGUUCUACUUUUAGUAAGCUCUCAAACACGCAAUAAACAUGUCUAGCAAAUUAGGAUAAACAAUUGCAAUUGCUAAUAUUGGAAGGAUAGGACAAAAAGGUUUAUAUGAUAAUGCUGAAAAAAUGAAAUUAUUCAUAGAGAAGUUUCUCUAAUUGGCAAGUGAGUUAAAAGAUAAAGAAAGUAUCAUAAAAGGACAUAUGAAACUAGGGGCAGUGUCUGCUUAAUUGGGAUCAUAUACGGAAGGAAAGAAUAGCUUUUUGAAGGCCCUGGAAAUGGUUGAGAAUGAUCGUUACUUAUAUUAAGAGGCAAAAUGCGGAUUUGCUAUUUCGAAUGCUGAAAUGAAUAUGGAUUAAUACCUAAGAGAAUAGGCUUAAUUAUUAAAACAGUGA
This is a messenger RNA of Paramecium tetraurelia, 990 nucleotides long. RefSeq lists its product as uncharacterized. NCBI's taxonomy places the organism in Eukaryota, Ciliophora, Oligohymenophorea, Peniculida, Parameciidae. The transcript has 3 exons. Gene Ontology annotation, molecular function: protein binding. The record is from RefSeq and is a predicted model, not a curated record.